CUAGUGGAGAAAACGUGAUGCAGUGCCCUGUAUGGUGGCCUUCCAAUGGAAAAGGGUGCCGUUAUGAAGUACACCUGAAUUGCCGACCCCUACACGACAGUGCCCCAAAGGGUGCCCUUUCCAGUAGAGAAAAUGGAAUGCAGUGCCGUGUGCGGUUCUCCUACAGGUGAGAAAAACAUGAUUUCAAUUUUUUGGCGCUUCGCACAGCCCAUGUUGUGCAGUCGGUGCCCUUUUUGUUUUCAUCUUUUCGCCCCCCUGCCCCUCAAAAAGCCUGAGUCCGCCACUGGUAUCUACAUCCAUAUCAACGCAAUACAGCCCAUUCAAUGAACCCAAAAUGAACGCGCCCUCCUCCUCUGUCUGGAACUUAUUUUUUGUUGUGGAACUUUCGCUUCCUGUUUGUUGCCUGUUUCCGCACCGUUGCGCAUGGCUGCACUGCGCAGCGUCGCAGCCGCAGUCGCAGUCAGUCAGUGAGUCGGAGAGUCAGUGAGUCGGAGAGUCAGUGCAGCUGAGCUGUGUGUGGAUGUCAAGUCUCCGCCAACUGCUCUCCACUUCACGUCACGUCACUUCACUUCAUCCUCUCUGAGCCCCGUGCGUCUGGAGCGGUCAUCUGCGCUGCGCGUAAAACACACGAUGCCGCCGCCGCAGCAGCUCCGGGACGAGAGUGACUUCGACCAGCUGCCGCACAACAUCCCCAUCAGUGCCACCAUCGCCGACAUCGAGGAGAAGAAAGGCUUCAUCGACUACUUUAGAUUUGUGAUGGAGGUGAAGACCAGAGGGGGGAGUAAGUAUCUGAUCUACCGGAGGUACAGUGAGUUCUUCAACCUGCACCAGGUCCUCGAGUCCAAAUACUCCCCCGAGGACGGAGAGAAACCUGCUCCCAACACCUGCAUCCUGCCCUCUCUCCCAGGAAAGGUCUUCAUCGGCAACAAGCAGGAGAUCGCCGAGAGCCGAAUCCCCGGGCUCAACACGUACAUGAAGAGGUUGCUGGGUCUGCCAACAUGGUUCCUGCUCGACGAGGCUCUCAGGAUGUUUUUCUACCAGACGGAGCGGGACAGCCAGCAUCAACCGCUGGCCCUCAGGCGCCUCCGUCCACCUACCCGCAAAGUGAAGCCGCUCAAACCGAAGAUGGACCUGUUCUCCUCCCCGAGGGCAGAGGCGAUGUUUGACUUUCGCGGCAACGGCAAGGCGGAGUUGAACCUGAAGAGGGGAGAGGUGAUCUUCCUGCUGCGACGAGUCAACGCCGACUGGCUGGAGGGCACCGUGAACAAUCAGACGGGCAUUUUCCCAGAAUCCUUCGUGAAGAUCAUCAAGCCUCUCGCCGAGAGCGAGUCGGAACUGGAAGGCGGAGCGCGCACCUACAGCUGCCUGCGCUGCUUCCUGCUCACGCCGUCCGGAGUCGACACCAGAGACGUGUGUGUGCAAGAGGAUCUCACCAUCCAGCCGACGUACAAGGACUUGCUGUCUCGCAUGAGGAACGUCUUCAAAGAGGACGAUGUUGCCCUGAACUACCGCGACCCCGAGGGCGACCUCGUGCGCAUCCUGGAUGACGAGGACGUCCUGCUGAUGAUCAAGGAGAGCAGAGGUCAGCAGGGCAAAGUCGACAGACCCGUCAAUCAGUUUCCGUGGGAGCUGCAUGUGACCCUGGCCUGGGAUUUUUCCGUUUACAACACCAAGGCCUGAGGGGGAAGAGCUGAGUUCACGGGGGAAGCGGGGAAACUACUGCGCGUUCCGAAAAAAAGGAAGGCGACGACCUCGACGCCGCUUGGCAGAGCUCCUGGUCGAUACAUUUCAACUAAUUUAAUAACUUUUUUUUUCCAGAUUUGUUUGUCAGUUCAUGUAUAAUUGAGAACACUGGAGGUGUUGCGUAAUAUAUCAGCCUCAGGGCGAAUAAAAGAAAACACCUCAUACGAAACAUUUGCAGAUGUGAAGAACAGCGGGAGAAAAUACAAAAUGUUAUGUGAAAAGAAGAAAAACAACCUCUGUGCUGAAUUGUGAAGCUUCUACUUUUUCUCAAAUUAAUAAAGCGCUGUUUACGUCUUA
Scophthalmus maximus (turbot) is the source of this 2040-nucleotide messenger RNA. RefSeq names its product neutrophil cytosolic factor 4 (gene ncf4). NCBI's taxonomy places the organism in Eukaryota, Metazoa, Chordata, Actinopteri, Pleuronectiformes, Scophthalmidae. The transcript is spliced from 10 exons. Gene Ontology annotation, molecular function: protein binding; superoxide-generating NADPH oxidase activator activity; phosphatidylinositol binding. Gene Ontology annotation, cellular component: NADPH oxidase complex. The record is from RefSeq and is a predicted model, not a curated record. Gene Ontology annotation, biological process: superoxide anion generation; phagocytosis; respiratory burst. The coding region runs from base 631 to 1680 and encodes 349 amino acids.